AUGGAGGGAGGGCGGCAGUCCCGAUUACUCAGUAGACUGCUCGGCAGGCUGCGCGGCGACCAUCGCUACUCUACGUUGGAUAAGAACAUAUCUCUAACGUCGACCGUGGAAAGCACAGGCUGCAGCACUAUGAAUGAUGAUGAAGAUCUGGACGUUCCCGUCAUGACUUCGACGAGUACAACCAAUAGCCCAAUGGAUGCUAAUCAGUUUGCUGCAAACAUUGAUCUUAGAUACGGCGGCCAGUACUUAACUCCCGAGCAGCUUCCAGAGUUCUGUGAUCAACUGUACCACCUGGUGGAAAUAGUCAGAAACAUUCAAUCUUAUUCAGAAAUCACAGGAGAAUAUCCUAGUGAACUGAAGCGAAGAUUAGAGCAAGAAGCUCGCGAGGUUGCGUCAUUAGCAGCAGAAGCUCGCAAUGCACGCGAUGUCGUGACAAGGACCCGCGCGCAACGUCGGGCAGUGCGCGCAUUCAAGAAGCAUCUUGUCGCACAUCUGGCUAGCAUGAGGGAAACCGAGGUCCGCGAGCUAGAAAGUACUGUGAGACUAUCAGAUCGCAAAUUGUUCAAGAAUUGGGAGGUCCUCAAAGACUCUACAGAUCCUGCAGUUUUCGACCCUUUGCUAGAGGAAAUACGGAACAAGCAAACCGCAUUGGAAUGUUUAGUGCGACUGAUAGAAAACCGCAAGAGUAUCCUUGCCCGUGCCGCACCUCUACCGCAACCGCUGCCACCACCGCCACCGCUGCCGAGAGAACAAGAUGACGAAUCCUCGACUACUACGGGCAGAAGACGGCAAGACAACCGCCGACCGAGUAGCAAGAGACGCCGCAAAGAUUCGACAAGAGAACCGAGAUCAGUACCUUUAUCCAAUGAAAACAGUAGACACGGGCCUCCUCCACAAGUAACUCUGUAUAUUCAAGGUGGAGAAAAUGCGCAGCGCUGUCGCGUAGGUAGCGCGGGCGCAGUCUCUCUUACGCCCCUCGAAUUUCCAUCGCGUGGUAGCGUCAGGGAUAUACUGUUCUUCACUACCAAUUGA
This is a messenger RNA of Diatraea saccharalis (sugarcane borer), 1032 nucleotides long. The record is from the annotation of a GenBank genome assembly. Lineage: Eukaryota; Metazoa; Arthropoda; Insecta; Lepidoptera; Crambidae.